Molecule: messenger RNA, 1946 nt
Organism: Aspergillus ruber CBS 135680
Lineage: Eukaryota; Fungi; Ascomycota; Eurotiomycetes; Eurotiales; Aspergillaceae
Product: putative C2H2 finger domain protein
Exons: 4
Coding region: 163-1863 (566 amino acids)
Source: RefSeq, a predicted model, not a curated record
GACAAGUCUCGACCUUCGAUGCACGCUUUGGAUCGGACCUUGCAAUUGCUGCUUUUCUUGCUAUUCCUUGUUUGCCAUGCAAAAUAACGUGAAUUUACUGACUUGCUUUCCGUCAAUAGUGUUUGUUUUCUUCGAUUCUUCCAGUUACCUGGACCUUUCACAAUGUCUCACAUUCAGACCGACUCUAGGAGAUUAGCACUCUCCCAAACUGCCCUUCGGAAUAUGGACCAGUUCUCUCAGCCCAGACAUGCUCCCAUUGGAUUCACAAAUUUGGCCUCCCUCAAAGUUGAGGAUGAUGAUCUCUCCAGCCAGGACAACUACUCUCUUUGCUCAAGCACUCAUGCCCAUGGAAACCCCUGGUCUCUGAGUGAUGCAGAAGUUGAGGCUGCUGCCGUCUCCAAGACGGAAUCCCCUGAAGUUCAGAUGCUCUCUUUUAACUUUUCGCAACAACUUGUUCCUUCUACUGUCGGUCCAAGCGAAGUUUUGUACCAGCCCGGAUCUGACUUCCAAGUCAUCCAGGACAAUGAAAUGGACUUCUCCCAAUCCCGCGGAGACUUCAACGCAUACUCUGCAUUCCUGGACUAUUCUGCGUUCGAUAAUGACUCGAGUGUCCACAAUGGAUCCCAAUCUUGCACCGAUGACUCUCUUUCCGUUGGACACAGCUCCCAAAUGGAUGAUGGCCAAAUGUCGGCCAACGACGCAUGGAACUCCAUGCUGCACCAGACCUCCCUUGACGGACUUCCUUCUUCUAUUUUCCAGACUGCCCCUGUUUCUCCUCCUUUGACUGAAGCUAGCAAUGACUUUUCUGUUACUUCUUCGUGCUCGCAAUCUGGUUACCCGUCGUUUAUGACCCAGGAUGAUGCCAUGCUCAAGGAUGUUACUGCUACUCCGUCGUUGAGCAGCCACGGAAUUAACCUUGGUGACCCUUUGUUUCCUCUUACGCCGCCGCUCAAUGAGCAGGAUCCCCAGAGAACCAUCAGACCUUCCAAGCAGGCGCGCAGACCCACGUUGCAGACUACUCCCCCUCAGCAGAUGAAGCAAGAGGAAUUCUUCCACCCUCUGCCCGCUCGCCGUGGAUCCAAGGACAGCACGGAUAUGAAGAACCCCCGUGACCACCCUUAUUAUUCUCUGCCCACCCACAGUGACGGAAAGUACUACUGCCCAUUUGGCAACGGUGACAAGCCUUGCAGCCACCCGCCUACUACCCAGAAGUGCGCUUAUCACAAAUACCUUGACUCGCACCUCAAGCCCUACCGCUGCAAGGUCCCCUCCUGCAUGGACGCUCAGCUCCAGUUCUCUUCCAACGCCUGCCUCUUCCGUCACGAGCGCGAAGCCCACGGCCUCCACGGCCAUGGCGACAACCCUCACCUCUGCCUCUUCGAAGGAUGCGACCGUUCCGUCCCGGGCUACGGUUUCCCCCGCCGCUGGAACCUCUACGACCACAUGCGGAGAGUCCACGAUUACACUUCCUCCGAGCACCCCAGCUCGCCCGAAGCCUCCCCCACCACCUCGACCUCCAGCCACGCAUCCAAGAAGAAGGAGAACCUGGGCCGCAAGAAGCGCGUGCUCGGCCCCUCGGGCACAACCACCAUGAAGCGCACCCGGUCGACCUCGCAGACCAGUGCCAUCAAGGCUGCCCACCAGGCCACUGCGCACCACGGACAACGCCUACAGAACGCGGAACGCACCUACUACAACUGCCGUUCGCGGCUGCUCGAGGAGAUUAGCAAAAUCAUGCCACAGGAUUCCGGAAUGCAUGAGAAGGUGAAUGCCAGCCUUCAGGAGCUUAUUACCCUGGGAUUGAACUACCGCCAUAUUGAGGCCAGUCAGACUGCGGCGAAGCUGGCCAUCGGUCUUGCUUAAAUGAUGAGCAUGCCACUUUUUUACCCUUCCGGAGAUAACUUUGGAAAUUACCAGGAUAUGUGCCCAGGAAAAAAAAAAAAAAA